UUACUGCGAGGAUUUUAUUUUGAUAGUGCCACCCGGAAGUGUUUUGAUAACGACCACGGUCGCUAGCGUGUGUAGCAGGACCGCGGCAUCGAUUUCUUUAUGGGCAUUGGGGCCUCGGCGCUGCCCCGGUGGCGUCAAGCUGGAUGUCACGCCGUGGUCUCGUAGCUAAAAGUUAACGUUACAGCACAAAAACGUCUCCGGUCGCCGGUCUCCGGUCUCCGGAUCCCCAGCCGGCGUUAGCUUGUUGGCUGAAGCUAUGUCGCAGCUAGCCGGAGGCGGUAGGUAGACACCUGGUCCGGUUUGGGAAACGUGGUUGAAAAAACCCAAGGUGUCACCAUGGCUGACGACCCUCAGAGAAAUUUCCGCUCGGCAUAUUAUGAGAAGGUGGGUUUCAGAGGCGUGGAGGAGAAGAAAUCGCUGGAAAUACUGCUCAAGGACAAUCCUCUGGAUCUGGAAAAGCUGAGCACCUUCAGUCAGAGGUUCCCCCUCCCCUCCAUGUAUAGGAUCCACGUGUGGAAGGUACUACUGGGCAUCCUGCCACCCCACGGCGACUCUCACGCUCUGGUCGGAGGCUACAGGAGGGAGCAGUACCAGGACAUCCUGGAGGCCCUGGAGGUCAUGAGGUACAUCAACUCCUCCACACCCUCCACCCACGUCUACCUGCGCAUGUUCCAGCUGGAGAGCCAGGUGCUCCCGCGGUGCUCCGAGACCACACCCCCGGAUGAAGAAAACGAGGACUUCCUCUCCAUCAGCAGAGCCAUGGAGGAGAUCGUAGACGAUCCCGUCGACUGCUACUGGCUGAUCAAGUGCUUCGUCAAUCAGUUCCACACAAAGUUCGGCGACUCAAUACCCCAUCUUCCAAAGAGCCUGGAGCAUUAUCUGAGUCAGGAGGAACCUCGACUGCUGAACCAUCUGAAGAACGCCGGAGCCCUGGCCCAGCUGCCCUACGGCCUCUGGUUCAGACGCUGCUUCGCCGGCUGCCUGCCGGAAUCCAGCCUGCAGAGAGUUUGGGACAAAGUGAUCAGCGGCUCCUGUAAGAUUCUGGUGUUUGUUGCCCUGGAGAUUCUGCUGAGCUACAAGAUCGUGUUGAUGGGCAUCAACCGGCCUGAACGCGUGAUCAAGUUUUUGUGCAAUAUACCGCAGGAAAACACAGACGCUAUCGUGACUAAAGCCAUCGACUUGUGGCAUAAAUAUUGUGGCACCCUGGUGCACGCUGUCUAGCCACAUGGGACCCAUGGGAAAUUUGGGACAGGAGGUGAGAUGCUUUCCCAGAAUCCACCAGGACUUCCUCUCGAGACCGCUGAGAGACUGACAGACUGGCGCUCACUGUCCGUGGGGCUUUUUCUCCGCUUGACUGAACUGGAAACUCAUCACGGGCUACUUUUGAUAAGCUGGUGACUUUGGGAACCACUUUCCAUAUUGACCAGUCAACUUCCAGCUUUCCCCAAAGAAUAUGACACACUGUACUGGGGAGACAUGAACACUAAGAAUGGCUACUGUACAGAGAGGAUGCUGAAGGAGGUCACGGAAUCGUGUUAUGUGUGAAAACCUGUUCGGAAAAAGACAAGGAAGCAAACUUAUUUUUUUUUAAUAAGUUUCUUUCUUUAAGAAACUGCAUACAUCAUAGAAGACUCACAAUAAAUUAAUAUCCACAUGCAGUUUUUUCUGCUUUACAAAAACA
Messenger RNA from Xiphias gladius (swordfish), 1681 nucleotides. RefSeq names its product TBC1 domain family, member 7 (gene tbc1d7). Gene Ontology annotation, biological process: negative regulation of TOR signaling; activation of GTPase activity. Lineage: Eukaryota; Metazoa; Chordata; Actinopteri; Istiophoriformes; Xiphiidae. The record is from RefSeq and is a predicted model, not a curated record. Bases 337 to 1221 code for a protein of 294 amino acids. The transcript has 8 exons. Gene Ontology annotation, molecular function: GTPase activator activity.